This is a messenger RNA of Zingiber officinale, 844 nucleotides long. RefSeq lists its product as uncharacterized. The record is from RefSeq and is a predicted model, not a curated record. The coding region runs from base 118 to 675 and encodes 185 amino acids. The transcript has 3 exons. Gene Ontology annotation, biological process: regulation of defense response to fungus. Lineage: Eukaryota; Viridiplantae; Streptophyta; Magnoliopsida; Zingiberales; Zingiberaceae.
CUGCUUCAUUGCCACAAUUAUCAAACUAGAAAAAAAAAAUAAGAAAAAGUCUGUUUCCAAUUCUAUAAAGAGAACCACUUCGCAUCCUCUUCUAACCACAAUUAUCAACCGGAAGAGAUGGCAGAGCCGAAGCCGAAGGUCGCCACAGUCAUCAUAACGGUUGAUCUGAAAUGCUGCUCCAGCGCCGCUAAGAUAAAGUGCACUCUGUGCCAGCUCGAGAUGUCGUUCAAGAUCACUUCUCGCGUCUUCGAUGAGAAGAAGGGCACGAUGACGGUCUCCGGCCCCUUCGAUCCCUACUGUUUCAUCUGCUACCUCCGCCGCAUGGCCGGCGAUGUGAUCAAAAACGUAGAAAUCCAAUCAGAUCAUACUCAGCCGGCGAAAACGCCGCAGCCGGCACCGCUGCAGCGGGUGUGGUGCUACUGCUACAUGUUCUCCUUCGAAAUGAACCCAGGUGGCUGCGGCUGCGGCUGCGGCUCCAGCUCCGGCUGUGGCUCCCGCUCCGGUUGCGGCUGCGGCUGCAGCUCUGGCUACUCCUCCUGCUCCGGCUCCUGCAGCGGCUCCGGCUGCGGCUCCCGUUCCGGUUGCGGCUGUGGCUGCAGCUCCGGCUACGCCUCCUGCUCCGGCUCCCGCUCCUGCAGCGGCUUCUCCAGACUCCCAUGGCCUCCAGCCCCAUAGCAUCUCAAUCGGCCACAGGCCUGUGGACUGUGGUAGCUAGCUAGUUACCCCUGCUAGCUACAAAAUCGUGCAUGUGCUAAUACGAUCAUCUUUAGGUCAUCUGCAACGCUGUUAAUACACAGUGUUAAUAUCCACAUGAUUACACUGUUUAUAUACUGUUCUUUUAACA